AUGGCGGCUGUGGUGAAGCAGGAGGUGGUGGAGGAAGAGAGAGAUGGUGGUGGUUGCGGCGGUAGUGAGAGAGAGAAUGAGAGAAAAAUGGGAGUUUCUGAGGCAGUUUCUGAGGCAGUAGCUGCUGUUCCCCUCAGUAUUUGUGCACCGGAGGCUCCACGCAGAAGUCGCCGAGAACGGAACCCGUCGGCUGCACUUCGAUCACCAUACGUGCACAGCGCCGUGCCGAGACCCGUCGACUCACAGUAUGUUGACGGGUUUGACCGUAUGAUGAAAGCUGGCAACCGUGGCAACUACCGGACGAUGUCGGUGGCAGAGAGCGAACACCCUCUCCCGUUUAGCUUUUGGACCACUAUGCAAAACACGAUAAGAGACCUCUCGUCCAAUGCUGUUGAUUGCUACAUGAUGACGAUGAGAUCGAGGUUGAUGAGGGGUGAUGACUUGAUAGACGGUGUUGAUGCGAGGACCACCAUCGUAUUGGAUACAGAGUUAUUCAAAUAUUUCGAUGAUGAAUUCACGCAGUUGAAGUCAGCGUGGCGGGAAAUGUUUCCCGCGAAGGCAGAAGGGCGGUUUAUAUAUUCCGACGGAGUUUUUGCGUCGUGGCAACCGCAUUCCAAGAAGAUGUAUAUGGUGCAUGGGCAGGGGGUAUCUUCGACUCAUGGCGAUUGGAUGAAUGCCACAACGCUCAUUUUGCCUAUACAUGUGUGUGGACGUUACAUUACAUGCCGAGUGGAUUUGCUGAGUGGAGUUUGCGACAUCUUCGAUUCGCAGUUGUUCAAGACCAUGCCGCAGCCGCGCUUCGAUGUGAUCGCCGCCCUAUAUCCGCUGCAGUGCCUGUUGGGUAAGAUGCUUGAAGUGUCCCAGUGGUUCGCAAGGACCACGAUUGUCGACAACCCGUUGGAAAACCUCCAAUGGCGAAGGUUGAAAAUCCAAUAUGCCGACGAGAAUGAGCAGUUCCAGCAGCCAGAUCAAUGCAGCUCCGGUGUUUUUGCGUGCAUGUAUGUGGAGCGUCUGAUAUCAGGCUCGCCGAGCCUUGCGUGGGGCAAUGGGCACGCCGCCGACUAUAGGCGCAAGAUAGGCAGUAGCAUCUACGAGUUUUGCAUCCCCGCAUCGAAAUAGCUUAUGUAUUUGUACAUUUAAAUGAUAAUUAUGCAAAUGACGUUUUGAUUA
This is a messenger RNA of Salvia miltiorrhiza (redroot sage), 1170 nucleotides long. RefSeq lists its product as uncharacterized. Bases 1 to 1119 code for a protein of 372 amino acids. The record is from RefSeq and is a predicted model, not a curated record. Lineage: Eukaryota; Viridiplantae; Streptophyta; Magnoliopsida; Lamiales; Lamiaceae. The transcript is spliced from 5 exons.